CCGGCUGUCGAAUAACAUCAACCAGGAGCUGCGCCUGUGAGCUAACGCUUCAUCUAUUGUCAGUGUAUUUUCCUGGGCACACACAGAGAAAAAGCAUGUCAGAUACGGAGACAAAACCAUCCAGCCAAGACGGAGGGGAUAAAAAAGACGGAGAGUACAUCAAAUUAAAAGUGAUUGGUCAGGACAGCAGUGAAAUCCACUUUAAGGUGAAAAUGACAACACAUCUAAAGAAGCUGAAGGAGUCAUACAGCCAGAGACAGGGCGUCCCAGCGAGCACGCUAAGGUUUCUGUUUGAAGGACAGAGAAUCGCAGACAACCAGACUCCCAAAGAGCUGGGAAUGGAGGACGAGGACGUCAUCGAGGUGUAUCAAGAACAGACUGGCGGACUUUGGAACAAUUAAACCUCCCACAUUUCUAAAUCCUUUUAUUUCUUCCUCCUCUUUUACUUAUUUUGUAUUUUAUUUUGUAUGUAUGUACGUAUUUUUGUUCAGUUUCAAACCAUCUGGAUCAAAACGGACUCAAUUAGGGCUUCCAUGUGUGUGUGGGCAGGCAGGCGAACAUGCCGAGGACAUGGACUACCGGUUCUCUGAAGUGCAGGGAUGAAUUCAGCCCACAUUUACCAAGAAAAACGUUCUUUUUCCUGCCUGUUUUUAAUCAUCCAUGUAGUUAUUUCAGAAGAAAUAAAUGAUCCUAUAAUAAGCAGCUGCAGUAAAAGGAUUAGUUCACCCAGAAUAAAAAGGUUUGCUCUGUUUCAGUUCACCCUUCGAGUUUCAGGUUUCCUUGUUAAUCACUAUUUUCAGUACCCGCUGUUUUUUUUUUGUUCGGUGCCGAUGACGGUAUGGGAUUUUUAUAGUUUGAAAGUUUGAGUUGAUCUUCUUCUUUUGAAUGUGCCCCACCUCUUUACCAAGAUAGAUUAAAUAUAACUCCUCCUGACAAUAAAAGGUUGGAGCAAGCUGUCAGGUUUAGCAGGACGGUUUGUUUCUGAUCGUGCUGAAAAUGGCCGAUUUGAGGUCUUCUGCUAUUUGCCUUCUAUAAUCCAGUAAACAUGGAUCUUUGGAGUAAAAAAUUUGCCUAUAUCCUUUAUAUUUGUACACUACACAGUACAUACACAAGCAGUUUAUUUGGGUUAUAUUGGAAAGGAAACUAAAUAUUGGGGUUGUAGCCACCAUGGGAUCACCUGUUUUUUUGAAGUUUCAACAUUUCAUCUGCUGUUAUGUUUUUCUUUUUGAGCCAGAAGUGGCCGUAUUUGGUCGAUGGGGUGGAGUACCAUAUCCUCAGUUUGGUUAGGAAGCUGAAACAGAUAUGCUGUAUUAACACCUGGCAUUAACAUGCGACCCACAUCUGGUUGCUGUCACUCACAACAGCUCAAGUUAUGAUUGAAUUAUAAUCAUGAUCAUUUAAUACAGUAUCUCAUCUAUUUGUUUAACUUUUAAGACAAAUCUUAUCUAUUUUUUUUUGUUAAAACAGUCAAAUUCAAAAAUGCAGAAUUUGGUUUUCAUCACCAGGGGGCAGCGUUUUAUUUCUUUUUAGUCCUAUCACCAUUUCCUCAGAGGCUUUCUCUGUUUGUUAAGAAAAAUGUUUUCUUAAUAAUUUGUCUGACUAAACAAAGGUCACACUGACUCACUGCACCCAUAUUGUGGUAGAAACUGGUAUAACGUCAAAGUACAGCUCAGCCCUAGUUCAGCCUGAGUUGACAUCUCAUAAACACAACAUGCAGGACUUGUUUCUUUACAUUCUGAGGGAGCUUUUGGGUAAUUUUAAACACAAUAAUUUAAAUUAACCACCUUUAAAGGGAAAUUAUGAGGCUUAUGAAGCAGGCCACAUGUUUUGGGGAUCUUUCACUGUGUGGAAAACAGACAUGAUGUUCAGCAUCUGUUGGAUGAUUCUGUACUUGUGAAGCACCUGAGAAACCCACAAAAACCCUAUUUUGGAGAAACAGGUGGUUGCUUUUGAUCCUGGUCGUCAUGUUUAUUAGAAGCCAUAAUUCUGGAUUAAUUUGACAGCUGUACAGACCUCCCGUUUGUGGCUCUAUACUUUCGUAGGACCCCUUGUAUUAAAAUGAUUUAUUUUUUAUGUCCAGUACAUGCAAAUUAAUGAGGCUGGGUCAGCCAUCUUUUCGUCAGGCUUGCUUGAGCUGCGGUAGAGCCAUUAAAUAUUUGUCCUUUUCGAUUGUAGCUGAGAUUAAAAGUGAGCUCACCUGUCGAUGCCCGGUGUAAGCGUGGUGAUAGUCAGGGAUUUCUGGAUGAACUCUUCCUUUUAAGCUUUCAUUUUCAUGUUUGGGGAGAAAAGAAACAGGUUAAACAUUUCAUUCCACAUGUUUUGUGUGACAUUCAGGGCUCAUAAACAGCUGGAUUAGUGGACAGUCCACCAUAAGAAGUGGACAACAUAAGAGUUUAUGUUGAUCAUCCUCUGUGUGCCAUGUUUCUUAAACUGCACCAUAUUGUAAGAUGAUAAUAACCAACCUGAAAUGAAACUACUUCAGAUUUGAACCCAUUUUUAAAGGACUUGCUCUUUACGUGUAUAUGUUGUAUUCAGUAUUAGUGUGUGUGAAUGAUAUGCCAUGUAUAUCUCCAGUGUCUUUAUUUUAAUAUGUUUGAGGGUUUCAUUCUGUAAUUAUGUAUGAAAAUAUAAACCUGUUAUAGACACGUUUCAAUCGCUGACAGUCACAGAGAUUUUUGAAGUCCUCUGGCAGUUUUGUGCAAAGAAAGGUCUUCUGCUGUGGUGUCGGCGCGUGUUUUUAAAGCUUUGCUUUCCUGGUUUUGGAGUGAAACUCUUAAUCUGUGUACUGUAUGAAGUUCCUCCAGAAGGUAAACGCAGCCCCAGAGCUCUGGCUCACAUUUAAAUCAGGUUAAAGCAGCAUCUCAGAGUUCAUAGUAGGAAAAACAACGUUAAAUAAAGUAAUGAUCAGUGGCUGUCAUUUCCCAGAGGUGUGUGCAUAAAAAAUAAAAAAAAAUAGGUAGAUAAGAUUUUCUCAACCUGGCCGGCUGUUUGAAAUUUGUCCUUUUUGUGCAUUGGUGAUAUAUCUGCUCCACCCAAACUCCACCCAGACGUACAGGGCUGUGAUUUGAGCCAUAACCCGAUCUCGGUGAGGUGAAGGGACUGUCCGACACUCGAGGAACAUUGAUACAGAUGGUUUGAAAUUCUGGAGAUGAGCUUUUGGCUUUUUUUUGAAUAAAAUAUUUAAAAACAAAA
Neolamprologus brichardi is the source of this 3192-nucleotide messenger RNA. RefSeq names its product small ubiquitin like modifier 1 (gene sumo1). Gene Ontology annotation, molecular function: protein binding. Lineage: Eukaryota; Metazoa; Chordata; Actinopteri; Cichliformes; Cichlidae. The record is from RefSeq and is a predicted model, not a curated record.